AUGGUUUAUUACGUGCGUUUCCUCAAGACUCCCCGGAUCCAGAACCACAAGGCCGGUUCGGUCCUAGUGUCUGCCCUGGUCUGCAUCACCACAGACCUAGGAGAUGCAUUCCUAGCUCAAGAUGUGGAUCUAUUAGUCUCGCUGAGUGUCGCUCAAACCGAUCAAGUCCUCUAUCAAGAGCCAUUGAAAUGGAAGGCCGGCAAACGUGAGCUUCCCAUAUCGCUGGGACCCUUCCCGGGCAACCUCUCGCAGCGGACGAUGGUUCUCACCGUGGCUGCCGCGGAUUCUCGCAAAUCCGGGCCGCCCACUCCAAACUGCCUCUCGGGGAAGCCUGGCGUCCCUCUAGUCCUAUCCGGCUGGAGCGCUCCCUUCGGCGGCUCGGAUUCAUCAGUGGCCGAGAAAUUGGUUGAGAGGCGGUUUGGACCCAUUGAGGUAUUGGAUCUUCGUAUCUGGGAGGAAACCGGCAACAGCAUUGCUCGACAUAUUUGGGAUGCAGCACUUGCAUCGGUAAUCUACCUGCAGCAAAUCAUCGCUAGGCACCGCGUAGAGACUGCUCCAGCAUUGCAGGACCUCCUACAGCGUCCACGCAGUAAACCAGUCCGUGCGGUCGAAUUGGGAUCCGGGUGCGGAAUUGUAGGCAUAGCGCUGGCGGAGCUGCUACCUCAAUGCUCCGUGCUCCUCACAGACCUCCCCGAGGUGGAGGACAUAGUAACCCAAAACAUAACUGUUGCUAAGCCAGCGUCCGAAUCCACUGUGGAAUUCCAAACGCUCGACUGGGAUGAGAAACUCCCAGGCAACUUCUGUGACGGCUCAGUUGAUCUGAUUCUCGUAUCAGACUGCACCUACAACGCCGACAGUCUGCCCGCCUUGGUUUCAGUGCUGGACCGACUCGUCCAGAUGUCACCGGCUGCCGUCAUCUUGGUGGCGCUAAAAAGGCGACACGAGAGCGAAACCGUCUUUUUCGAACUAAUGGAGUCUGCUCGAUUGUCAAAAAUCCGUCAAGAUAACCUUCACCUUCCAUCACAACAUGAUCAAUCAGAUCAAAUCGAGUUGUAUUGUUUUGGCCGACAAGAAAGCCACUUGACACAAUGA
This is a messenger RNA of Aspergillus melleus, 1092 nucleotides long. RefSeq names its product protein N-lysine methyltransferase family protein. Bases 1 to 1092 code for a protein of 363 amino acids. Lineage: Eukaryota; Fungi; Ascomycota; Eurotiomycetes; Eurotiales; Aspergillaceae. The record is from RefSeq and is a predicted model, not a curated record. The transcript is spliced from 2 exons.